This is a messenger RNA of Neomonachus schauinslandi (Hawaiian monk seal), 2158 nucleotides long. RefSeq names its product adiponectin, C1Q and collagen domain containing (gene ADIPOQ). Gene Ontology annotation, molecular function: protein binding. Lineage: Eukaryota; Metazoa; Chordata; Mammalia; Carnivora; Phocidae. The record is from RefSeq and is a predicted model, not a curated record. Bases 46 to 780 code for a protein of 244 amino acids. The transcript is spliced from 3 exons.
GCAGCUACCUCACUCCUGGUGACUCCCUCCAUUAGCGGGCUCAGGAUGCUGUUGCUACGAGCUGUUCUACUGCUACUAGUCCUGCCCACUCACGGCCAGGACUCCGUGACAGAAAAGCCUGGAGGCCUGCUUCCUCUGGCCAAGGGGGCCUGCACAGGUUGGUUGGCAGGCAUCCCAGGGCAUCCUGGCCACAAUGGGACCCCAGGCCGUGACGGCAGAGAUGGCACCCCUGGCGAAAAGGGUGAGAAAGGAGAUCCAGGUCUUGUUGGUCCUAAGGGUGACACUGGUGAAACUGGAGUAACUGGGGUUGAAGGUCCCCGAGGCUUUCCAGGAAUCCCGGGCAGGAAAGGAGAACCUGGAGAAAAUGCCUAUGUACAUCGGUCAGCAUUCAGUGUGGGAUUGGAGAGCCGGGUCACUGUCCCCAAUGUUCCCAUUCGCUUUACCAAAAUCUUCUACAAUCUGCAAAACCACUAUGAUGGCACCACUGGAAAAUUCCACUGCAACAUUCCUGGGCUGUACUACUUCUCCUACCACAUUACAGUCUACUUGAAGGAUGUCAAGGUCAGCCUCUACAAGAAGGACAAAGCUAUACUCUUCACCUAUGACCAGUACCAGGAGAAGAAUGUGGACCAGGCCUCUGGCUCUGUGCUCCUCCAUCUGGAAGUGGGCGACCAAGUCUGGCUCCAGGUGUAUGGGGAUGGGAACUCUUAUGGGCUCUACGCAGAUAAUGUCCAUGACUCUACCUUUACAGGCUUCCUUCUCUACCAUGAUACCAACUGAUCACAACUAACUUAGAGAUUCCUCCAGGCCAAACAACCCAAAAGUGAAAGAACAGUCCAUGGGUUUUCAGUGGAGUUAAGAGAUUAAUUUUGUUAUCCAGUUGGAGGGCUCUGAACAUUAUUCAUUCAUUUACUCAUUCAUUCAUCAAGUACCUUUUCAAAAAAAUCAUAUACUAUGUUCCUUGUCCUGAAGAAGACAUGGUCCCUGGCCUCAAGAGUCUGUUAUGUAGUAGCAAUGAAAGGUUAAUAAUAUUUCUGGGGGUGAUUCACAUAUAUGGUGAGAUAUCAAACUACCAGAAAGUAUUUGACAGUGCUAUUCUGUGUCCACUGUUUUUCCUCAUGUUCAUGCCAAUCCUGGGAGGUACAUAGGAAAGAUAUUAUUCUCCUUAUUUUAUGCUUGGGUCCUGAGCCUGAGAGAGUUAAAUGAAUGCCUAAGCUCACACGGGUAUUAAGUGGCAGAGUUCGAAGGCAAACCCAGGUCUGUAGACCUUCUCCCCUAGGCCAUGCCCUUUGUUUAGGAGUACAUGGCCUCUUGGGAGUGUUGGUAGGGGUCUAUCACCCAGCUCACCUGAGGGCCUCUGAGUGGUCUUCAUGGUGAGUUAAGCCUUUCCCCCAUAGAGGUCCCUCAGAGGUGAUUCUAUGACUAGGUCCCAUCCCCGCUGGACCACUAAUUACUCUGUACUUCUGCUUCUCUGUCUUUCUUUAUGCUCUUCUCUCCAGCUCAAAAAGCUACCUUCACCUCCACAUGGUGAAAUCCUCCCUGUUCCUCAAAACCACCUAGUCAGGAAGCUUCUCUGAUGUGAUAGCUCUCUCUUGCAAACCUUCCUCACACACUUUUCCCCUGUGCCCCUCUAUGUAUUACUCUGGAUGAGAAUCCUGGGUAUGAAAGACAUCCUUCUCCCAGGCCAGAGACAACUGCCUGGAAAGGACUGUGCUUCCUUCACCUCUGAGUCCCUUUGCAGGUCCUUGAUAAAUGCCUCAUGAAGACCAGGCUCUUGAAUCUCAUCUCUACCCAGGAUUAACUCCAGUUCAGUCUCUUCAUAUAACUAAUCCUUAUCUACAGAAACAUUUUCAUUUUAGGAACUCUCUGAAUUUAAGCACCUAAUCCUUGUUACACUGGAUAGUUUGAAUCUUUUCCACUGAGGUUUGGGAUGACUGUUCUUUCCAGAAUACUUAAAGAAUUUUCCCUGAAGAAGGUAGCUUGAGCCUGCUAUGCAAAACCUACAAAGGAAUUUGGAAACCAUUCUUUCCUUGAGUACCGACAGGGUCUGGAAAGACCUGGGCCUUCUGAAUCUAUCCUUGUUCUUUAAGAAUUCAAAGAAGAAGAAGAAGAAGAGGAAGAGGAAGAAGAAGAAGAAGAAGAAGAAGAAGAAGAAGAA